This is a messenger RNA of Phaethon lepturus (White-tailed tropicbird), 847 nucleotides long. It is a transcript of the gene NKIRAS1, whose product is annotated as NFKB inhibitor interacting Ras-like 1. Gene Ontology annotation, biological process: canonical NF-kappaB signal transduction. The coding region runs from base 81 to 656 and encodes 191 amino acids. The transcript has 3 exons. Gene Ontology annotation, molecular function: GTPase activity; GTP binding. The record is from RefSeq and is a predicted model, not a curated record. Lineage: Eukaryota; Metazoa; Chordata; Aves; Phaethontiformes; Phaethontidae.
CGAGCCCCGCCACCGCGCCAGGCUAACAGACUCCUGUGUCGGCACAGGGCUCGCCUGCCGACUCUGCCCUCUCAGGAAGGAUGGGAAAGGGCUACAAGGUGGUGGUUUGUGGAAUGGCCUCGGUGGGAAAGACCGCAAUUUUGGAGCAGCUUCUCUAUGGAAAGCAUACUGUUGGCUUAGAAGAGGGUGCCACAAUGGAAGAUGUGUAUUUGGCAUCAGUGGAGACAGACCGAGGCGUGAAGGAACAGUUACGGCUUUAUGACACCAGGGGUCUGCAGGAGGGCGUAGAAUUGCCAAAACACUAUUUCUCUGUCGCUGAUGGCUUCGUUCUCGUGUAUGCUGUGACAAGCCUUGAAGCUUUCCAAAGAGUCGAACUGCUCAAAAAGGAGAUCGAUGUCUUUAGAGACAAAAAGGAGGUAACAGUUAUUGUCUUGGGAAACAAAACUGACCUCCUGGAGCAAAGGCAAGUGGAAACAGAAGCAGCACAGCAAUGGGCAAGGGCCGAGAAAGUGAGACUGUGGGAAGUGACCGUGACAGAUCGGAAAACACUGCUUGAGCCCUUCACCUUCUUAGCUAGCAAACUCUCCCAGUCCCAGAACAAAUCAACAUUUCCUUUGCCUGGAAGGAAGAACAAAGGGAAUAACUGUGAUAACUAAACUACCUUAGCAUUGUAUGCUGCUGCCAGGUCACAUCCCAAGUCCUUUCCGUGCCAUUUGCUUCUCACAGUUUCACUUAAAGCAAUAAUCUCAUUCAGAAAAAAAAGAUCAGCAAGCUUAUGGCUAAGAGGUAUCAUUCCUUCUCACAGACUUGGCUUGAAAAAAAGUCACCAGUGGUAAAAGCCUUAAAA